Molecule: messenger RNA, 10433 nt
Organism: Chroicocephalus ridibundus (black-headed gull)
Lineage: Eukaryota; Metazoa; Chordata; Aves; Charadriiformes; Laridae
Gene: ZBED1
Product: zinc finger BED-type containing 1
Exons: 5
Coding region: 1862-3949 (695 amino acids)
Biological process (GO): regulation of transcription by RNA polymerase II
Cellular component (GO): nucleus
Molecular function (GO): DNA binding; protein dimerization activity
Source: RefSeq, a predicted model, not a curated record
GGCGGCGGGGGCGGUGGCGGGGCCGCGGGAUCCGUCCGCGCUCGCUGUCCCCGUGUAGUUCCCGCGUCGUCUUGUCCACGGCGGCGGCCCGCGGGUGACAUGCAGUCCCUCAUCUCUCCGGUGACCAAGGCUAUCCUGGUGGCUUUGUUCAUCUUCGCCAUCCUGCUGAUCCUCUACGUGAUUCUGUGGUACAUCUGCCGCGAUGUGGAUUGCGACCAUGGGAUCUGAGCGGCGCGGCGGGGCCAGGGCUUAGGAGCCGGGAUUCACCCCGCGGGGCCGGGAGCGGCAGCGGCAGCGGGAGCCCCGCCGGGCGGCAGCCGCCGCCACCGCGGCCGGAGCAGGGGAAAGGGAAGGAAAAAAAAAGAGGAAAAAAAAAAAGGGAAAAAAAAAAAAAGAAAGAAAAAAAGAGGGAAGAGCCGAGCCGAAAGAGGCCGGAGGACAACUGCGAUCAAGAAACCAACCUGAGCUUGACCUUCAGAGACCAGGGUGACCCGGCUUAAAAUGAGCACUGAAGAUCAUUCCAGCGCAGAGACACAAGGGUAGCCAAGGUCCUGGGACGACCAGAGCUGCAUCCUCCCGAUGUCCUUGUGUCACAGGAGUGCUUGGCUGUACCUUUUCCCCUCCAGCAGACUCUCAGGAGGCUGAAGAAGGAGCUCUGGCUGCAGCCCAGCGGAAGCUGUGGCACUGGAUAUGAACAGGCAGCAGCUGUAACACAACUGCCUGACAGAUGUGUCAAAGUUAUCUCACACUUGGCAGCUUUAUGAUAUCAAAGGUGUUGAGACUUUGCUUUUGCAGGGUACUGUGCAAGCUCCACGUUCUCAGGCGAACUGUGCGAAGCUGCAGUCGGGUGUAUCUAUCUGCCCAACGGCAAAUGCUCCCUGAAGAACCACGAAGAUCCUGGCUGUGUUCGCUGGGGCACCCCGUCAGCUUGCGCGCCUCCUCGUCCCUGCCCUCAGCACCCAAUUCAUGGCCAUAACCUGCUUCUUCCCGCUCUCAGCUUGAGCGCCGGGCAGGUUGGUGGAGGCUGCAGAAGCUCUGGCUCUGGGGAUCUGCGCCCACUCUUCCCUGCCUUUGUCAAGACAGCAGCCAUCAUCCAAGGUUGUUAGCUACUUUCCCUUCCCCAGCCUGGAAAAGGCACCUACGGAGCAAGACGUGCCUUUGAACCGAAGUGAGAAGGCGGACAACGAAGUGCAGAGUGUGGCUGGCUUUGCCGAAAACAUCUUACUUACCAAACAGCGCAGGCUUGGCGGGCUGAGAGACCUUUAGCUGAGAGGAACUGUGGAACAGGAAAUCUGGGCUCGUUUCACUGUGCGUGUCGGUCUGCGGCCAAAACCAGAGUAGCUGUGCUAACAUGUGAAAAGUCAUCUGAUAAAAGGCUGCUGCCAAAGAGGCACAACUCGGAGGAGGAAUAGCCUCAAUACCUUCUUUUUCUUGGUUUUGGUUCCAGAAGAUGCCUCUGUCUCAUGACUGUAAUAAUACUCAAUCAUCAUGCUAUAAUUAAGGGCUUUUCAUGUAAUCAUCUGUAGAACUGAUUACUUUGGGCUAUACCCUGCUCAUGCUGAGCUCCCUGGCAAAAUUCCCACUGACAUCAGUUAGAGAAGGGUUGGACCUUUCCUCAGCAGUUUACCGCUAUUGUUUGACAAUACCACGCUUGUGAGACAGUUCGCAGCGGAGAUUAAUUAUUUAGACUCUUGGUUCUUGGAAUAGUAAAAUGGCACUGUAGAGAUAACAUGCUCUUUCUCAGAAGCCUGAGCUCGUUCUGGUCGUUAUUGCUUCCAAGGAGUACAACACCAAAGCAAGGCAUGAACAGGUACUCAUUAAUGAGUGAAGGAUCAAAAGGUGGGACGGUGGCCAAGAAGCAAUGGAGAAUAAAAGUUUAGAAGGUUCCCCAUCAGACCUAAAGUUAGUGGCUCACCCAAGAGCAAAGAGUAAAGUGUGGAAGUACUUCGGGUUUGAUACCAAUGCAGAAGGAUGCAUAUUGCAGUGGAAGAAGAUCUACUGUCGUAUUUGCAUGGCACAGAUUGCCUAUUCAGGAAACACAUCCAACCUUUCCUACCACCUUGAGAAAAAUCACCCUGACGAAUUCUGUGAAUUUGUGAAAAGUAACACUGAGCAAAUGAGGGAAGCCUUUGCCACCGCAUUUUCAAAAAUCAAGCCGGAGUCGUCGCAGCAGGUCAUUCAAGAUAGCCUUAUCAUGAAGACCUACCAGAACUACGAAAACAAAAAGCAUCAGGAACUGACAUCUGCAGUCAUCACCCUAAUUUGCGAGGGCAUGUAUCCGGCCUCUAUUGUUGAUGAACCCACCUUCAAGGCCCUCUUGAGAACGGCGGACCCCAGGUAUGAACUUCCUAGUCGAAAGUACUUCUGCACAAAAGCUAUUCCUGAAAAGUACAAUGCCAUUAGAGAAAUUGUGCUGAAAGAGCUCACCGAGGUUCUGUGGUGCGGCAUAUCCACGGACAUGUGGAGGAGCGAAAACCAGAACAGGUCGUACGUAACCGUCGCGGUUCACUUUCUCAGCAGCAGUCCUGCCAACUGCCUGGCGGUGAAUUCGCGGUGUUUAAAAACGUUUGAAGUACCGGAGGACAAUACUGCUGAGACUAUUACGCGAGUCCUUUAUGAAACGUUCAUUGAAUGGGGGAUCAAUACAAAAGUCUUUGGUGCUACAACAGAUUACAGUAAAGACAUUGUGAAAGCUUGCUCUCUCCUAGAUAUUCCCGUACAGAUGCCUUGUUUGGGGCACACUUUUAACGCAGGAAUACAACAAGCUUUUCAGCUCCCCAAACUCUGCAGCCUUCUUGCCAGGUGCCGCAAACUGGUGGAAUAUUUUCAGCAGUCUACGGUCGCGAUGUACAUGCUGAGCGAGAAGCAGAAGCAGCAGAACAUUCUCCACUGCAUGCUGGUAAGCGACCGUGUUUCCUGGUGGGGAAGCACGCUGGCUAUGCUGCAGCGCCUCAAGGAGCAGCAGUUUGUCAUCGCGGCUGUUCUCGUGGAGGACAGCAACAACCACCACCUCAUGCUGGAAGCCAGCGAGUGGAAUACAAUCGAAGGGCUGGUGGAGCUGCUGCAGCCUUUCAAGCAGGUUGCAGAGAUGAUGUCUGCUUCAAAGUACCCCACGAUAAGUAUGGUGAAGCCACUUCUCCACAUGCUUCUGAAUACUACCCUGAACAUCAAAGAGAACGAUUUGAAAGAAAUCAGCAUGGCAAAGGAGGUGAUUGCUAAAGAGCUGUCAACCACCUACCAGCACACGCCUGAGAUAGACAUGUUUCUCAACGUUGCAACUUUCCUGGAUCCCCGCUACAAAAAACUGCCUUUUCUUUCAGCCUUUGAGCGGCAGCAGGUUGAAAACAGAGUAGUGGAAGAAGCAAAAAGCCUGCUGGAGAAAGUAAAAGAAAAUACCUUUAGGACUGAAGAAAAAUUCUUCACUGUUUCAGAAGAGCCCCCUGUGAAAAAAAUCAUCAUCUCCUCCACUCCUCCUCCCACCAGCGUCAUCAACAACAUGCUCGCAGAGAUCUUUUGCCAGACGGGAGGCGUGGAAGACCAGGAGGAAUGGCACGCUCAGAUCGUUGAGGAGUUGAGCAACUUCAAGUCACAAAAGGUCCUCGGUUUAAACGAAGACCCGCUGAAGUGGUGGUCUGACAGACUCGCGCUGUUUCCAGUUUUACCAAAGGUUCUUCAAAAAUACUGGUGUAUUCUGGCCACGAGGGUCUUCCCUGAACGCCUUUUUGGUUCUUCUGCUAAUGUUGUAAGUGCAAAGAGAAACCGGUUAGCCCCAGCUCACGUGGAUGAGCAGAUCUUUUUGUAUGAAAACAGUCGGAAUGGGUCUGAGGCAGAACCGGAGGAUGAAGAUGAAGGAGAGUGGGGUUUGGAACAGGAACAGAUUUUUAAUUUAAAUGACUCGGUAAAUGUAAACAACAAUUUCUUUAAUAUCCGAGACAGUGGGUUUGUUUAACAGAACUGCUGCGGUACAUUUAAUAACAAAAAAAAAAAGGUAUUUGUCUUAAGUUACCAAAAAUACUUCUGUUUUAUGCUAUGAAUGCUGUAAAUAUGGAACAGUUGUAACAAACUUGAUUUAGCUUCCAUUGUCUAUGUUUUUCCCACUGUCUUAAAACAUGAAUGACUUGUGAUUAAACAGCACUGAAAUGAAUGAGGAAAUAAAUUCUACAAAGACCGUGAUUUCUGACUGUGGCCCAGAUUUCAGAAAGCACUUACCCAUGUGCUUCCUUUCCACUUGCUUCAGUGGGAGACAAACACAUGCUUAUGUGCUUUCUAUCAUAAAAAAUAUUUUCCUGAAUUAGGACCCAAAGCAAGGGAGUUUUUAAGAUUCAUGCCUCCAUUUGUAAAUCCUGUGUGACUCAGGAUGUUAGCUUUAAAUUUUGGAUUUUAAAACAAUUUUUUUAAAAUCCAUAAAUCUGAGCAGCGAAGAUUUUUAGAGUGUAAUGAUUUUAUGGAAUGAAAAAAGAUCUUGAGCCUGAUUUUCUUUUUCACUACCUCAUGUCUUAGGCCUGGUCUAUGCUAGAAAAGUUCAGCUGGUAUAAUUCUGUCGAUUAGGGGACUGAUGUGUUAUUAUUUUAACUGAUACUCUGCUGGCAUAGGCUGUAGUGUGGAUGCACUUACACCGGGUUAAGUUAUUUUCCUUUCCAGUGUGGUGUAAAUGGUAUAAACACUUCUGAACUGGUAUUGUUGUGUCCACAUUAGUCCGGUUUUACCAUUUAACUGCAGCAGCUAAAUGGCAACCCCUUUUCUCUGUCUUUUUUUUUUUUUUUUUUCCCUUUUUCUGGUGUCUAGGCAAGCCCUGAUUGUAGUCUCUUGUGCUUUUACAAAGUGGUAACGAAGCGCGCGGGGUCGGGGUGGCGUUGUGUUACCUUCGUUUGGUGCGAAGCAGGGAAGUCAUCAGGCCCCUCGACGCUGGAGGGAGGGAGGGAAGGAAGGAGAGGGCGGUGAGACGUGUGUACGGGCCGCGGGUCUAACAAGUCUGUCUAUGUUAUAAAACCCUUAACCUCUUAAUUUAAACGGGGACUUUGUCCAGGGUAGCUAGAAAAUUCUGUUGGCAAGAAAAGCAAAACAAAAAGCUUUAAUGUGUAAAUAUAUUUAAAAGAAGGGGACCCCUCCAUUUCCCCACAUGUAUUUAGUGUGUCUUUAAGAUUGUUUCUUAUUAUGUUAGCACUUAAAAACUUUUUUUUUUUUUCCUCCUGUCUCUUUUUCAUUCAGUUUGUAGAGUGGACUUUAGUCUGGUCCAGUCUAAUGUUUGAGUACUGUUCUCGUUUAGUUGUUGUGUAUUGUAAUUGUUCCCUUUGUGUCUCUACGCCUAAGUGUUUUAAGCCCUUUUUUAGAACUUGGCAAACAAGAAAAAAAGAAAGAAAAUGAACCCCAAGCCCCCCAUCUCUUAUGAAAUACUGCAGGUCAUAAACAAGAUUAGAGCUCACGCUUGGCACGGAGUGGGAUGGCAGCCAGCAUUUUUCCCUGAGGUGCGGAGGAGGACUCUUGGCAUUGUCCAGUUACAGUCAAGGUUCACUUGUAGUUUUAUUUUUGUUACUGGUGUCUCGCUCCCCUCCCCCCGGCUUUAGUCUACAACUAUGUUGAGCUCAACCUUUCUGGAGAGAGGCCUGUUGGAGACUGUCUGUUACUGUUCUGGAGGAAGAAAGUUUAUUUUUUUUUUUUUUUUUCAUCACGGUGGUACCCACGGAUGUUUGGUUGUAGAAAGGGCCCAGCCAGGAGGAACAUACAAAAAUGAGAAUUGUGGUGGAAUUGAAUCUAUUGCCAAACUGCUUGUUUAUGUUUUGGUUUAAUAGUUUUUGCAAGUUUGAGACCUCUGUGUUUUUUGUAGGUGGCGGGAAGGGGCGGGUGGGUGGGGAGGAAGGACAGAGGUUAGAGUAAAGGAGUAAAUAGCAGCACACUAACUGGCAAGUUUAAACCCAGGGAAAAAAUGCAUUUAACAGGUGGUGUGGCACGUGUUUGGCUGUCAGCAAGCCCGGGUUUUCACUCUCCAGCUCCCUGAAAAUUAAUUUGCACUUGUAAAAAGUACACGCACAGCGCAUCCCCUUGAAUGUUGCUACUCCAGGGUGCGAAACACGGGCUUGGCCUAAACUCCCGCAGGUACGUAGGUUACCUGUGAGGGUAGCAAAGUCAAAUAGUGGCAGGGAGCGAGAUACGGCAGGUCCCUGUUGGAUGUUACCUGAGCUCCCGUGACACCCCUGUCUUGGUUUUUUCAUCCCUUGAGUGCCAGCUGGUGUCAGUCCCAUCUGCUUGCACCACCUUCCCCUGCUGCCACCGCUCGAGGAGCUGCAGAGAUACCAGUGCCAGGUGUGCGGGUCCUCUCUUGAGCAUCAGUUCAAAGCCGUGCCCUCGCAACCGAGGCAGAGCCCGGAGCGCCGCUCCCCCGCGUCGGCCCUUCAGCCUUCCCCUCUUGGCAGCACCCAUCUCCCCUAUCCAUCUUCGUCCUUUUAGGGCUAAACGUACGCCGUGACGCUCACAAGCAGUUUUACUGAAAUCGGUGCCACGCACUACUCUCUUCCUUCCAGCUUCUUUUUAUUUUUUGGUAUCCAAAAUCAAACUGUAGUCGGUUCAAUUGAUGUGUCUCGGUGUUCUUUUAAAAAAAAAAAAAAAAAAAAAAAAAAAAGAGGAGAAGAAAAAGAAAAACCCCCCACAAAGCCAUUGUUAGUCCUACCCGUUGUCUGUGAGAUUUUUAUUUAAUGUCCUAUAAGCCUGGAAUAUUGUUAAAUAAACCAGAAAAAUAAGUUAGUUACUAGAUUAUUUGUCUGAUGUGUGUUCAUAUCUGCAGCACUUUAUGACUUUGAACUCUUCUGCUACAAGGGGAGGUUAUAUUCUAAGGUUUUGAAGCUAUGCAUUUAUUUUCCUUUUGAUCCUGUAAGUUAUUUAAAAAAAAAUGCUGUACAAAUCUUUUGGAUUAAAAAAAAAAUGAAGAUGAAAAAUGUCAGAAGUUUAUAGACGGUUUCUCUCUUGCUUAAAUACGUGUGGUGUUUUUCAUUUAACGACAUAAUUUUCUGUUGUUUAGUUGGGUGGAGAACCAAAGUUGCAGAGCUGUUUUAAAUAUUGCUACAACGUGAAUUAAACUGUGGUGAUAUUGCCAAGGGUGGGCCCAGAACACGUUUCCAAAUUACGCUAUUAAAUCAGAUUUAUGUUCGUGUUUCUUGACAGCUAAUUUGAAUCCACAGUCUAAUGUUUCCCUUUCUCUUCGGUACAGCUGAGACAUCUUUUUGGAGGGGCAGUAGAGGAACUUCAGCUUUUGAGUGCUUUCAUGCUGGAAAAGGGAAUUUUUAAAGAGGCUCUCAAAGUACAUACUUCAUGUCAAAAGAAGAAUUGCCUUUUGCCACCAGCUAACUGUUUCCAAUUCAGGAUUAAAAUACCGGGGGCUAGACGAGGUUUCUAAGGGUUAACAUCAUAAGUAAAGGGAGUUUUGUGUGACUGACCAACCUCUGCAAGCAUUUCACCGCUCUCUGCCGGCAGGGAUUACUGUGAAGAAAAAAGGAAAACGCUGAACCAAACUCGAGUUGAAAAGGUGAAUUUUUCCAGCAAACCAUGUCUGAGGUGCCUCGGUUUAAAUGAAGGGAAUAAAGUUCUGGAUUAUUUGUGGAAAGGGCGUAUUAUUUUAAGUUUCUAUCACAGCAGUGUAUUAGAUUAAUUUGGAGGGUUUUCUUUAAUGAAUGUCAUGGUGGUCCAAUUAGCUUUACCGCAGUAUUUUUAUGCAGGCAGGAAUAUUAAAAGCAAAAGAAACGCUGAUUAGUUAUCUGUAAUAUUUUAUAGGACUUCUGAAAACUUGAAAGUGACAUGUAGUUCAUGCUUCUGUCCUUUCUGUGUGAUAGCUUAAAAAGAAGGGGCUGCCCGAGGACGUCGUUUCUGAAGGAAGGGGACGCGUGCGGAUUUGAACACAGAAGUAGUGUAUUUCACAUAUUCCCUGACAACUGGGUAAAGGAAACUUUAUGCUGGAGAAACUGCGUUUUAGUCUCUGCACGCUGUACUCAUUUUGGUGGCCUUCAUUUCCAAGUGUCCUUCUCGGAGGAUGAUGUCUUUCUGAAGGUCUUGGUGAUGCCAGUUCUGGUGGUACAACGCUAUCUAGUCUAGGCUGUCUUUUUGGCUAUGCUGAGAAGACCGUCUUGCUUUGGCUCCUAGUUUUGUUUAUGUUUUGUGGCUUUUUUUUUUUUUUUUGUCUCUGAAUGACUAGUCUUCUGCCAAAUUCAAGACAUACUUUAGUUUUAGGGGAUGUAGGCAAAUUACAGAAAUUGUUUUUUCCUUUUUAAUAACAUUAUUAUUUGGUGCUGGAGAGAGAAUUUAAAGAUACAGUGUAAUUUUACGUCUGCCUUAAAAGCACAUCAGUAAAGCAUGUCUAAUGACUUGAUGGUACUUAAACUGGAAUUGCAAAACAUCCCUGCAGUUGCUGUGUAAUGCUGUCAUUUUUACAAACAAAAGCAUUUCCUUUAGGUUGAACAAUAAAAAGCAAUUAAAUAGAUUUUUACUGCUUCUACAGUCAUUUUCAGUGCCCCUGCAGUUGGGUUAAGAAGCCACAAGGGAACUGAGUUUACUGUUAAAAAAAACCCAAAAAAACCUAACCCACCAUCUUUCAGCUUACCUCGUGUUUUAAAAACUUUUUAAGCCUUAAAAUCUGAUUUAUAUCUUUUUAAAAAUGCAAAGGCUGUUGCAGAAGCUGUUUUCAAAUGAGAGUCCCUCAGACUCUGAAAUGCUAAUACUAUGAUUUUUGAGCAUUUAUAUCGACAUUUCCGCGCAGGGUGAUAUCGAUUUCCCUCGCUGCCAGGAGAGAAGGCUAGCGUUCACAGAAGCGAUGCUGCCGUCUGCAAUGCUUUGAAGUGGUGAUCUGAUGUUAUCUUUUUUCCCUGAGAUGUGGAAAAGACUACUGCCUGUUGCACACGCGUGUGCUGGUUUCCAUGCAUUACAAUUAAUAUUUCUUUCCAGUGGCUUGAAUUUGCAAAAUCCUACUUCAUCUGUCUCAACACCGUUCUGUCCUGUCUCCUGGCUGGAUGGGGCCUUGAGCAGCCUGGUCUAGCGGGAGGUGUCCCUGCCCAUGGCAGGGGGCUCGGAACUGGAUGGCCUUUAAGGUCCCUUCCAACCUGAACCGUCCAAUGAUUCCUCUCCCUGGCCCUGCCUGGGCAGAGCUCUGGUUGGGAGCAGCCAGGAGGAGGAGCCCAGCGUGUUUUUCUUCUCUUACAGAAAGAUUGAUCUUAGGGAACAGGUCAACUCGAUUUUAAAAUUAGUUUAAACUAGGUCCUUAUUCCUGUCCACUGGGGCUGUGCUCGUGCCAUGCUGCGAAAAGGCAGAGCCAGCUAUUCCUCCCGCCAGAGCAAUGCACGCUUGGAGGCAUUGCUCACUUGGACCAAAAUCGCCUACGUAAGGGGGAAGAUGCUGGGGAAUUGGGCUCAACACAGCCAGGAAAAUAGCACAAUAAGCAAUAAUAGUCCUUACUGUGCGUUGGGGUAGGAACAGGAUCUGUGCUGCUCUGCUUGGUUGGGUUUUUAAGGUAAAUGCCUUAAAAUAAUUCCAGUUUGGGCUCUAGGCUGAAGCUGUGCCUGGGAAAUUUUGUGAUCAUUCUUCUGUGUUUAAUGCUGACAUAGAAAAGAGUGUUCUGUGGCAUUCAAAUAAAGAUCUUAUUUAGAGGUUAAAGCUACAGUUUGAUAGAUAUUUGGGGGCUAACAUUUAUAGUGGUUUCACUGUUACAAAUAUCGUGGCCAGAGGUACGCGUGCAUUCAGCUGUCAGACCCAGUAGGGCAGUCCUGGUUUUAAGUAUACCAGAGAUAGGAGGGGAUACUUUGAUUUGAAAUAAAUUCAGCAAAAAAAUGUUGUCUUUAUUUUAGCGCUUUUAGGGAGAAGACUAAUUAAAAUGCAUCUGUAAACAUUUGUGAUAAUAAUUUAUCUAGAUAUAUUUGUAGAGAAUUCCUCUGGUUUACUUAGUACACUGAAAAUAUGACUGUAUUUGUCUGCAGCUGCAUGUGCUUGAUGUUACGUCCAACAGUGAUUCCCCAAGCAACGCAGAAUAGGGUUGUUUUUAAAAGGGCAAUUUCUUUGAUUCCAUACGAUUUUCUGAAUAUGUCAUUGUCCCCAAAUACAUGCAGUCAGCAAUGAGAAAUUAAUCUUUUAUUUCUUCUACAGAUGCUGCUUUGCUUUUAUAUUUUAGACAUUUUGUGGCUCUGUGUAAUCACCCUGUCUUUAUAGACACUGCAAUUGAAAGGGUGUCAUUCUCUUUUUUUUCUCUUUUAACGUGCCUUUUUUUUCUCAUGAGUCAUCAGUGAGGUUUGCAGUGGUGGGAAUUUAGAGUCAUAACAACAAAGAUGUCAAGUCAGCAUCAGGAAAGCUCGUGCCAGAAACAUCCCGUCCCAUGUCAUGAAUGCUGUGCUCCAAGGGGAACCUUCGUCUUCUCAAACGUGGUUUUCUGAUAUUGUGUAUGUGUGUGUGAGAGAGAGAAAAAU